Messenger RNA from Sinocyclocheilus anshuiensis, 4336 nucleotides. RefSeq names its product jagged canonical Notch ligand 1a (gene jag1a). The coding region runs from base 194 to 3943 and encodes 1249 amino acids. The record is from RefSeq and is a predicted model, not a curated record. Gene Ontology annotation, cellular component: membrane. NCBI's taxonomy places the organism in Eukaryota, Metazoa, Chordata, Actinopteri, Cypriniformes, Cyprinidae. The transcript is spliced from 26 exons. Gene Ontology annotation, biological process: multicellular organism development; Notch signaling pathway; cell communication. Gene Ontology annotation, molecular function: Notch binding; calcium ion binding.
UGGCCGCACUCGCAGCUUUUCCUCUCCAGUCCGUGGGCAUUGUUGUAAAAACAGAAGGACAAUACAAGAAUAGAGUGGCGGAUAGUAGAACCUCAAAAGAGGCAUCAGGGAAUCUGUCCUCUAUUGGACCUGAGUGCAUGAGGCACUAUAUGAGUUUAUUUUCACAGGCAGCGAGCAGACAGACAGAGGAGGCAUGACUCUGAGACGGAGUCCAAGUUUUGCGGUGCUGUGCGUUCAUGUGCUUUUGCGGUGCCUGUGGAUGAGGGUUUGUGAGGCGUCGGGGCACUUUGAGAUGCAGGUUUUGUCCAUGCAGAACUUGAACGGGGAGCUGCAGAGCGGCGUGUGCUGUGACGGCGCGCGCGUCGCGGCGGACCGCUCAUGUGCGGCGGAUGAGUGCGAUACGUUUUUCCGCGUCUGUUUGAAGGAGUAUCAGUCGCGGGUGUCUUCGGGAGGCCCGUGCAGCUACGGAAGCGGAUCUACUCCCGUUAUCGGUGGGAAUACUUUUUCUGUCAAGCCCCUCGACGGCGCGAGCGAUAAAUCCAGGAUCGUGCUGCCCUUCAGCUUCGCCUGGCCGAGGUCAUAUACGUUGAUUGUGGAGGCUUUGGACUUCAAUAAUGACUCAAGCACUGGCAGCAUUAAUGGUCAGGUCAUAGAGAAAGCGGUCCAGUCAGGCAUGAUCAACCCAAACCGUCAGUGGCAGGUCUUGAAACACAACGGCCCCGUGGCUCAGUUCCAGUACCAGAUUCGGGUGACCUGCGACGAGCACUACUUCGGCUUCGGCUGCAAUAAGUUUUGUCGGCCUAGAGAUGACUUCUUCGGCCACUAUACCUGCGAUCACAAUGGCAACAAGACCUGCUUGGAGGGAUGGGCUGGCCCAGAAUGCAACACUGCCAUCUGUAAGCAGGGCUGCAGCACUGAGCAUGGCUCCUGUAAAGUGCCAGGAGACUGCAGGUGUCUGUACGGCUGGCAGGGCGAGUACUGUGACCAGUGUAUCCCCCAUCCCGGUUGUGUGCACGGCACAUGCGUCGAACCCUGGCAGUGCCUGUGUGACACCAACUGGGGAGGGCAGCUCUGUGACAAAGACUUGAACACCUGUGGCACGCGACAGCCCUGUCUGAAUGGCGGCACCUGCAGUAACACAGGGCCAGACAAAUACCACUGCGCCUGUCCUGAUGGCUACUCGGGACAGAACUGUGAGAGAGCGGAUAACGCCUGUCUGUCUGAGCCGUGUCUGAACGGAGGCAGUUGUGUGGAGUCCAGUCAGGGCUUUGAGUGUCAGUGUGCGCCGGGCUGGACCGGACCGUCCUGCAACAUCAAUGAAGAUGACUGCAGUCCAAACCCGUGCAAUCACAGCGGCGUGUGUGUGGACCUGGUGGACGGUUUUAAAUGCAUCUGCCCCACGCAGUGGACUGGAAAGACCUGUCUCAUUGAUGCUAAUGAGUGCGAGGAAAACCCGUGCGUCAAUGCCCACUCCUGCCGGAAUCUGAUUGGCGGAUACUUUUGCGAGUGCCUCCCUGGUUGGAUGGGCCAGAAUUGCGACAUCAAUGUCAACGACUGCCACGGACAGUGUCUUAACAGAGGACUGUGUAAGGAUCUUGUGAAUGGAUAUCGAUGUGUGUGCGCAGCAGGCUUUGCAGGUGAACACUGUGAGCGAGACGUGAACGAGUGCGUUAGUCGCCCCUGUCUCAACGGCGGACGCUGCCAGGACGCUGUCAACGGAUUCCAGUGUCUGUGUCCACCUGGUUUCUCAGGUGCCACGUGUCAGCUGGACAUAGACUACUGUGAGAGCGGCCCAUGUCAGAACGGAGCUCAGUGUUUUAGCCUGGCCUCAGAUUACUACUGUAAAUGUCCCGAAGAUUACGAAGGCAAAAACUGCUCCCAACUUAAAGACCACUGCCUCAUCACACCAUGCCAAGUGAUUGACAGCUGCACGGUUGCCGUGGCGUCUAACAGCACUCCGGGCGGCAUGCGGCUCAUCUCCUCUAACGUUUGUGGUCCUCACGGCCGCUGUCGAAGUCAUGCCGGAGGGCACUUCAGCUGCGAGUGUCAGGAGGGAUUCACCGGCACGUACUGCCAUGAGAACAUCAACGACUGUGAAAGUAGUCCCUGCCGUAACGGCGGUACUUGCAUUGAUAAAAUCAACGCAUACCAGUGUAUCUGUGCUGAUGGCUGGGAGGGACACAACUGUGAGAGCGACAUUGACGACUGCAGCAUGAACCCCUGUCGGGAUCGAGGAGUGUGCCGUGAUCUGGUCAAUGACUUUUACUGCGAGUGUGAAAACGGCUGGAAGGGAAAGACCUGUCACUCACGCGAGAGCCAAUGUGACGAGGCCACUUGUAACAACGGGGGCACGUGCUCUGACGAAGGCGACUCAUUUAAGUGCAUGUGUGCUCCUGGAUGGGAAGGAGCUACCUGUAACAUAGCAAAGAACAGCAGCUGCCUGCCGAACCCCUGCGAGAACGGAGCCACGUGUGUCGUGACAGGUGACAGCUUCACCUGUGUCUGCAAAGAAGGCUGGGAGGGCCUCACCUGCAGCCAGAAUUCCAAUGAUUGCAACCCACAACCAUGCUAUAACAGCGGGACGUGUGUGGACGGUGAUAACUGGUACCGCUGUGAGUGUGCCAGUGGAUUCGCAGGGCCGGACUGUCGCAUCAACAUCAAUGAGUGCCAGUCGUCUCCCUGUGCGUUCGGCUCCACGUGUGUCGAUGAAAUUAACGGCUACCGCUGCCUGUGUCCACCCGGCAGAACCGGGCCCAGGUGUCAGGAAGUCACCGGACGUCCGUGUGUGGUCGGAGGACGGAUUGCUGUAGAUGGAGCAAAGUGGGCUGAAGACUGUAACACCUGUUACUGUCACAGGGGGAUUGUCAGCUGUACAAAGCUGUGGUGUGGCCCUAAACCUUGCCGGAUGCUUGGCUCGGGACGAGGCGACUGUCCUCUGGGUCAGCUGUGUGUGCCGGUGCGAGACGAGCAGUGUUUCGUGAAACCCUGCUCCUCACAGGGCGAGUGCUGGUCUGCUCACCGGCCGGUCGUGAGGGCCCGCUGUGACCCCGAGAGCGACUGCGCCAACGUCACCUUCACCUUCCACAAGGACACCAUGCCACAGGGAGUGACGGUGGAGCAGGUGUGUCGUGAGCUGAGGCAUCUGUAUGUGGCUAAAAACGUUUCAGCUGAGUUUUCCAUCUCUCUGAGCUGUGAACUCUCUUCUGCCGCCAGUAAUGAGAUCCAUGUGGCCAUCCAUGUGACUGAGGAUGGCAUUCACGGCCGAGUUCCUGUUAAAGAAAUCACGGACAGCAUCAUCAAUCUGGUGAGCAAACACAGCGCGAACAGCUCCAUCAUCGGCUCCAUCGCUGAGGUCCGUGUUCAGCGCAGACAGCCGCAGAACCCCAAUGUAGACUACUUGGUGCCACUGUUGGUGUCCAUAGUGACGGCGAUCUGGGUUUUGGCGCUGGCGUCGGUGUUCCUGUGGUGCGUGCGGCAUCGACGCAAACAAAGCUCCAGCCCCACCGCCAUCAGCCCCGCCGCCCCCUACUCCACGGGAAGCAUAGAAGACAACACGGUGAACAACGCCCGCGAGCAGCUCAACCAGAUCAAGAACCACAUCGAGAAGAACGCGUCCAACGGCAGCCUGCCGGGAAAAGAGCUGCACUGCGACGACAAGAACAGCGUCAACGCCAAAAUCAGGACGCAUUUCUCCGAACCCGCCAGACUAGCGCAAGAAGACUCCAGCAAGCAUCUGCAGAAGGCACGCUUUCCACGUCAGCCGGCCUACAUGCUGGUGGACAGGGAUGACAGGCUGAGCUCCAACGGCACGGAUGUCAAAAAUCCUCACUGGACUAAUAAACGAGACAACAGAGACCUGGAGUCGCAGCACAGAGCUCCGGAUGCACAGCCAAGAGAUCUGGAUGCACAACACAGCUUGCACAAUAUGGAGUAUAUUGUAUAGUGGCCGAUGCUCGGCGUGGUAACAAUCAUUGCUGCGCGAUGUCACGAAAGGUCAAGCGAAUGAAGACAUCUUUCGGAAUCAGAGUGCUGACUGUCGACUGUCACGACAAGGCCGGACAGUGUUUGUUCAGAUGUUGCGGAUGGACCACGGGCUGGUCCGUUUUAUGGCGUCUGAAGGGCCUGAAGAUGUUAACCUGUACUGAACUUCUAGCCUAAAUCAGAAUGUACAGUAAUUGGCCAAAAUCUGCUAAUUGUGUGAAUCUCACCAAAACAUGUCCAGGUCAAAUUUCACCCUGAAUUCAUAGACAUUGUUGACAUUUGAAUGACAAUUACAGGCAUAGUUCACCCAAAAAUGAAAUUUCUGUCAUCGUUUACUCAGCCUCAAGUUGUUCCA